AGAGACACGCACAGGGGGCGCCAUCCCCCAACCGCCAUUGGCUCCCGCAUCGCCGCUCGUGCCGCCCCGUCUGCUCCGGCUCCCCGCCCAACCUGAGGGGGGCAGACACGCAUAGAGACUACAGCUCCCAGCAUGCAACGCUACGGCAUUUGACUUCCGCCGCCAGGCUCGGAGCACGUGACCGGAAGGGCGCCGCCUCUUGGGAAAGGUCACUGGGGGCGAGGAUGGUCUCCGCCAAGCAGCUGGCGGACUUCGGGUACAAGGCCUUCUCCGGCUCCAUGAUGCUGCUGACCGUCUACGGGGGCUAUCUCUGCAGCGCCAGAGCUUACCGGUACUUCCAGCGCCAGCGAGCCCUCAAGCAGCUCGACCAGAACCAGCUCGACCCAGGGACCGUGGAAGACUGAACGCUGCUCCCCGGCUGACCGGCCCGCAGGCGGAGAGACACUUAAUGAGCAACGCGGAGGCUGUGUUGCGAUGACUUCUGCUGCAGUAAUCAGGUAGCAAGGGCAGCCCUUCCAGAUCACAGAUGAGGGCUAGCUUAGAUCAUCCGGGGUGUUCCUCCCCACACUAAGGUGUCUUGUUUCUCUGCACUAGCCAGAGGUUACAAAGUAACUCUGUGUAAGCAUGUUUUGAUCAUGUGAUAAUUAAAUAUUUUACUUAUUUA
Messenger RNA from Terrapene triunguis (Three-toed box turtle), 664 nucleotides. RefSeq names its product cytochrome c oxidase assembly protein COX14. The record is from RefSeq and is a predicted model, not a curated record. Bases 225 to 404 code for a protein of 59 amino acids. The transcript is spliced from 2 exons. Gene Ontology annotation, biological process: mitochondrial respiratory chain complex IV assembly. Gene Ontology annotation, cellular component: mitochondrion. NCBI's taxonomy places the organism in Eukaryota, Metazoa, Chordata, Testudines, Emydidae.